AGUGUGCAUAGUCAUAUAUGAAUACAUAAUGUAUUACAGCGCACGUAUGUGGAACGGUUGCUUUUGCGUUUGAAAACUACCAAGUAGCUCAUAUACAGCAGGAGAGACUUACAAAAACAAAUACACAAACGAAAUACCAGAUACAGACGAUGAAGCCUAAUUUAGUAUCCAAAGUGUUUUUAACACUUUUUGCAUCGUUCGCCUUUGGGGCAAGCGUCGAAUCAAACUGUGACGCCGAAAAUGGACCCGAUGGAGCAGCGGUAUGUGUGAGAUCUGGGCUCCUGGGUACGCUCGUGGGGAGGCGUCAGUGGGCGGCAUGUGUGAGGGGCGAUUACAUCGAGUCGGCGUCAGGAGGAAACCGGAAAUGUCCAAACUCAGACACGUAUUGUCUUUAUAAGUGUAAAGAUGAGCUAAAGUAUGCUGGAAUUGCACUAACUGGCUUGUGCGAUUGUGAUCCUGAAUCAGUGGAGAGGAAUGUGACCAGUUUGCCGGACCGAUGUUACAGCCCGGACAAUGAGGACUGCUCCUGGUUUAAAGAAUGUCUACAGGGUCAGUUCCCCUGUACCGACGAAGAUGGCGCAGCCUUCGUUGCAGAUGCGGGUGAACGCUGGUGCCGACUGUUUUCAAAAGGAACCGAAAAACUGGACGCGGUUGGUCGAACAUGGGUCGGCGAGGUACGACAAUGUCUGCAGAAGUCCAUGAUCCCGUUUUUCCGGCCGUAUAUCCAGCCUGAGUGUACAGAAGCUAAACAGGUCACAUUCGACUUACAUAAACGCUGCUAUGCGGAACCAUCACCCUACGCUCCAAAGAUUUGCGACGUUGGAUUCGACAAUUGGAUCAAGGUUAUGGGAAUUGUGAAAAUUGCACUUACUAAACAGACAUGGUUGUCUGGUAGCGAAGAAUCAAAUGAAGCCCUUGCCGAUGCAGCAGCAGAGUUGAUUGAAAAGUGUGGCUGGGAUGUUUCGAAGUAUAAAAUACUUCGCCUAAAACUGAAACGGAUCGGGCAGCGAAUAAUGCAAUUUAUACCCAAACUCCCAUUUAUCAUUGGUAAGCGUAUCCGAAACGCCUUAAGAGCAAAAUUCAGCAUUGACAAGUAUUUGGUUAUCACGUUUCAUCUAAAAGACAGCAGCAAACAAAAGCGCAGCGUUGAUGAGGGCGAGUUUUCGUCAGUUUACGUCAUGGUUUUGUCAAGGGAACAGUAUGACCUACACUACAGUGAAAAUGACCUUGGCAUCGAAUCCAGCAGUUUAUCCUCUAUCUACAAGUACGUGAUCAAAGAAAUAGAGAGCGGCAACCUUAGGACGGAUCCGUCUGACGAUUACGAAGUUGAAGCAUACACAAUGUGUGAUGACGUCACUUGCUCUAAUCCACAAAAUGCCAUAAACCGUUCGAUUGAGGAUCUUACUCCGGGUCAAACGGCGCUUAUUGUAUUAAUGGCGAUUGUAUGCGUCCUUUUGGUUGGCGUCGGUGCGUUUUAUUGUGCUCGUCGCCCAUCAGCCGUCUACAAAGAAAAAUACACUAAAUUUUAGGCCAACAACGACGGGAGGGAAGACAAAAUAGAAAGUUAGAUCUUCAAAAUUAACAUGGACCAUAAAUUAGUGUUACUUUGCUGCUCAAAGUACUAAAAAGAAUUGAAAGUAUCUCUACAAGUAUUUUCUACAUUGUAAAAGACACUAUAACCAUCUUAUCCGUUUAGCUUUUCCCAUCUUUUUGUAAUCUUAAGUAAUCUAGUGUAUCCGGACCGUUAUGUUAAGAAUGGAAAAAGACAAUAAACAUCACAAUCAA
Messenger RNA from Mya arenaria, 1785 nucleotides. RefSeq lists its product as uncharacterized. The record is from RefSeq and is a predicted model, not a curated record. The coding region runs from base 150 to 1529 and encodes 459 amino acids. The transcript has 3 exons. NCBI's taxonomy places the organism in Eukaryota, Metazoa, Mollusca, Bivalvia, Myida, Myidae.